Molecule: messenger RNA, 2101 nt
Organism: Clupea harengus (Atlantic herring)
Lineage: Eukaryota; Metazoa; Chordata; Actinopteri; Clupeiformes; Clupeidae
Product: mediator complex subunit 17
Exons: 13
Coding region: 109-2055 (648 amino acids)
Biological process (GO): regulation of transcription by RNA polymerase II
Cellular component (GO): core mediator complex; mediator complex
Molecular function (GO): transcription coregulator activity
Source: RefSeq, a predicted model, not a curated record
UAAUACCACACAGCCGUCAUUCUGAUGUCACUUCCGACGAUAUUUACCCAUCCAGAGUAGGUUGUUGUUAGCAGUGAUUAGUCGCCGUUUUCUUGGACCCGCAGCAAGAUGUCGGGCGGACCAGCGGUGCGUGUGAGUAUAGAGUCGUCCUGUGAGAAGCAGGUUCAGGAGGUCUCAUUGGAUGGCGUGGAGACCUAUGUCCCGCCCCUCUCCAUGUCCCAAAGUCUCGCUCGAUUGGCUCAGAGGAUUGACUUCAACCAAUCAGAUGAUUCCAAUGAUGAAGAUGUCUCCAGCAGUGAUGCCCAGUGGAGACAAGAGCAAGAGGAGGAGGAAGGCGUGGUACGGUUCCAGCCCUCCCUGUGGCCGUGGGACUCUGUGCGGACGGCCCUGCGGGGGGCUCUGACUGAGAUGUGUGUGUUGCACGACGUGCUCGCCGUGGUCAAGGAGAAGAAGUACAUGGCCCUCGACCCAGUCUCACAGGACAGCGCUACCGCUAAGGUUCCACAGGUGCUGCAGCUGGUGAGUAAGAAGCGUGCGCUGGCUCAGGCCGGGAGUGUGUUGCUGCGCGGCGCGGAGCGUCUGAGUCGGAGUGUGUGUGAGACGGCGGAGAGCCGGCGGCAGAGAGACUUCAACAGCGAGCUGCUCCGUCUGCGAUCACAAUGGAAGCUCCGCAAAGUAGGAGACAAGAUCCUAGGAGACCUGAGCUACCGCAGCGCAGGGUCUCUGUUCCCCCACCAUGGAACCUUUGAGGUCAUUAAGAACACGGACCUCGACCUGGACAAGAAGAUUCCAGAAGACUACUGUCCACUCAGCGUACAGAUCCCCAGCGACCUCCAGGGCACAGCCUACAUCAAGGUAUCCAUACAGAAAACAGCUCCAGACAUCGGGGAUCUGGGGACAGUCAACUUAUUCAGAAGACAACCUAAAACCAGAGCAGGAGCUCUCCAGUGGAAUGUGUGUCUUGAGGCGGCCCAGAAUGUUCUCUUGUGUAAAGAGAUCCUGGCUCAACUCUCCAGAGAAGCCGUGCAGCUCAAGAGCCAAGUCCCCCAUAUAGUGGUGAAGAACCACAUCAUCUCUCAGCCUUUCCCUGGCCUACAGCUCUCCAUCUCUCUCUGCCACUCUACUGGUGAGAAGAAGAAUCAGCGCUCCCCUGCAGAGAACAAACCAGACGACCACCUCUAUGUGCUGGAACACAACCUCCACCAGCUGAUACGAGAGUUCCACAAGCAGACCCUGACGUCUAUGGUGAUGCCCCACCCUGCCAGUGCGCCCCUGGGCCAGAAGCGGCUCCGAUUGGCCGGGCCGAUGGCCUAUGACAAGAGCGCCAUCGCCAACCUGCAGAGCAAUGAAGGACUCCUGGAGAAGAUCAUCAAACAGGCCAAACACAUCUUCCUCAGGAGCAGGACGGCGCGCACUAUUGACAGUCUGGCGUGUCGCGUUGAAGACCCUCAGAUCCAGGCCCACUGGUCCAACAUCAACGACGUCUACGAGUCCAGCGUCAAGGUCCUCAUCACCUCCCAGGGCUACGAGCAGAUAUGCAAGUCUAUCCAGCUGCAGUUGAAUAUCGGCGUGGAGCAGAUCAGAGUCGUCCACAGAGACGGGCGAGUCAUCACCCUCUCCCACCAGGAGCAAGAGCUACAGGACUUCAUGCUGUCACAGAUGUCUCAACAUCAGGUCCACGCCGUGCAGCAGCUGGCGAAGGUUAUGGGGUGGCACGUCCUGAGCUUCAGUAAUCACGUGGGACUCGGGGCCGUCGAGAAUAUCGGCAACGCCUCCGCACUCACCGUGGCGUCCCCUAAUGGAGAACACGCCAUCUCAGUGCGUAACGGACCGGAGCAGGGCUGCCGUGUGCUGGUCCAGCGUGUGCGUGGAGGAGGAGGAGGAGGGGGCGGUGCCGGGGGGGUGUGUGUGUCGGGGGGCGGCGAGGUGGUGCAGGACCUGCGCUGGGCUCAGCUGAGGGGGGGGUACCGCGAGGUCAACUGGAGCCGCAUGGAGGGGCGCAACUUCAUCUACAAGAUGGAGCUCCUGAUGGCGGCGCUAACGCCCUGCCCUUAACACACACACACACACACACACACACACACACACCCUUCCCUUAACA